Molecule: messenger RNA, 6695 nt
Organism: Solea solea (common sole)
Lineage: Eukaryota; Metazoa; Chordata; Actinopteri; Pleuronectiformes; Soleidae
Gene: elnb
Product: elastin b
Exons: 40
Coding region: 1-5412 (1803 amino acids)
Source: RefSeq, a predicted model, not a curated record
AUGAUGUGUCCUCCGACUGCUGGAGGACCUGGAGGGAAGACUGGCAAUAAAGCAUCUAAACAAGUUCCAGGGAUAGGUGUACCUGGGCUCUAUCAAGGUGGAUUUGUACCUGGCCAAGGUUUUGGAGGCCGUGGGGUUCUACCUGGAGUGGCCACAGGAACUGGAGUUGGGCCUCAGACUGGGUCUGCACAACUCGGUCAGGGAGGUGUUGGACCAGGAGGAGCAGGCAAUGGUCGUGGACAGCAAAUGCCUGGGGUUUUUCAUGGUUACCCACUCAUAUCACCAAAAGCAGGAUCAGGGAAAACGAAGAAUCCAGCCAAACUUGCAGCUAAAUAUGGUGGAGCUGGAGCUGGUCAAGGAGGCGCUUUAGGGGGUGGGGCUGGAAGAUUCCCUGGGGGCGGAGCAGGAGCAACACCUGGAAUUGGAGGCGGACUUGGAACAGGAGGUGGGCCUGGAUUUGGAGGUGGCGGACCAGGAUUUGGAGUAGGAGUUGGAACAGGUGGCGGACCAGGAUUUGGAGGUGGAGUCGGAACAGGUGGCGGACCAGGAUUUGGAGGUGGAGUCGGAACAGGUGGCGGACCAGGAUUUGGAGGUGGAGUCGGAACAGGUGGCGGACCAGGAUUUGGAGGUGGAGUCGGAACAGGUGGCGGACCAGGAUUUGGAGGUGGAGUCGGAACAGGUGGCGGACCAGGAUUUGGAGGUGGAGUCGGAACAGGUGGCGGCCCAGGAUUUGGAGGUGGAGUCGGAACAGGUGGUGGACCAGGAUUUGGAACUGGUGGUGGGCCUGGAUUAGGUUACGGUCCUGGCUCGGCCAAAGCACGCAAAUAUGGUCAGACAGGCCUGGGAGGAGGGGGACCAGGUGGAGGAGCCGGAGUUGGCCUCGGCACAGGGCUGGGUACUGGCUUAGGGACUGGUGGACCGGGUGGCGGCUAUGGUUUUGGUCCAGGCGGCGCAGGCACUGGUACGAUUGGAGGUCUUGGAGGCAGAGGACCAGGGGGAGGAGCUGGAGUCGCCACAGGUGUAGGACCUGGUACUGGGGUCGGUUACGGGCCAGGUGGUGUCGGCACUGGGUCAGGUGGCCUUAUUCCUGGUGGUGCUGGAACUGGCCUGGGAGGAGCUGGUUACGGGCCUGGUAGAACUGGAUAUGGGCCAGGUGGUGCUGGAACUGGAUCAGGAGGACCUGGAACAGGACUUGGAACAGGACCUGGGGGUUAUGAUGCCAAUGCCAAAGCUCGUAAAUAUGGAAUGUUAAGUGGCGCACUAGGAGGUCCAGGUGGUACUGGUACUGGUUAUGGACCAGGCGGUGCGGGUUAUGGACCAGGUGGAUUCGGACCUGGGGGUGCCGGUACAGGUUAUGGACCUGGUGGCACUGGUACUGGUUAUGGACCUGGAGGAGGAGUUGUACCUGGUGGCACUGGUACUGGUUAUGGACCUGCGGGAGGAGUUGUACCUGGUGGCACUGGUACUGGUUAUGGACCAGGAGGAGUCGGACCUGGUGGAGCUGGUACAGGUUAUGGACCAGGAGGUGCUGGUACAGGUUAUGGACCUGCAGGAGGAGUCGUACCCGGUGGAGCUGGUACAGGUUAUGGACCUGCAGGAGGAGUCGUACCCGGUGGAGCUGGUACAGGUUAUGGACCUGCAGGGGGAGUCGUACCCGGUGGAGCUGGUACAGGUUAUGGACCUGCAGGGGGAGUCGUACCCGGUGGAGCUGGUACAGGUUAUGGACCUGGAGGGGGAGUCGUACCCGGUGGAGCUGGUACAGGUUAUGGACCUGCAGGGGGAGUCGUACCUGGUGGAGCUGGUACAGGUUAUGGACCUGGAGGUUAUGCUGGUGCCAAAGCCCGCAAAUAUGGUUUGCCUGGAGGGGCCGGAGGUGCACUGGGUACUGGAGGACUUGGGCUUGGAGUAGGAGGAGGCGUCCCCGGUAGAGGUGCACAAACAACAGGUGGUGGACCUGGAGCAGGAUUGGGAACUGGUGGUGGACCUGGCACUGGUGUUGUAACCGGAGGUGGACCAGGAGGCUUUGGGCCGGGCGGCGCUGGAGGAUAUCCUGGGGGAUCUCUCAUUUACGGGCUUCCUGGUGGUGGUGGAGCUCCAGGAUCUGGUCUGGAUGCAAGAUUUGGUGGCCCGGCAGCAGGUGGCUACGGCCCUGGGACUGGAGGAGCUCUAGGAACUGGAAGAACAGGAUAUGGACCCGGUGGCUAUGGACCUGGUGGAUAUGGAACUUUACCUGGUGCUGGUUAUGGACCUGGUGGAGGCUAUGGUACAGGACCAGGGGCUGGAUAUGGAACAGGAUAUGGACCUGGAUCAAAAGCUGCUAAAUACGGCUAUGGCACAGCUGGAUCUAAAGCCCCAAAGUAUGUGCAACCUGGUGGAGUUACACCCGGGGGAGCAGCGGGCACGGGUGUUGGAGGAGCAGCGGGCACGGGUGUUGGAGGAGCAGCGGGCACGGGUGUUGGAGGAGCAGCCACGGGGAACGGCACUGGUGUUUCAGCGAAUGGCACCGGCACUAGCGGCGGUGCAAGGACAACAUCUGGGCCCAGUGGAGGACCUGGGGGUGAAAGAGGUGCUGGAGGAACACCAUCUCCCACACCAGAAGGCGAUGGUGCCACUGGCAGCGUGAUAGAGGGUUCUGGAAGCACUGGAGAAGGAGGUGUGGCUGGCAGACCAGUGGACGGUGGCGCUCGAGAUGGGCUGAGUGGAACGGGAAUCCCCAUCAUUGGAGCGAAACCAGCAAUCAAUGGGACCGACGUACCAGGUUCUGUUGAUGAUCUCUCAAGAGGAACACUGCCUGGAGCCAAACCUCUCAAACCUCCAGGUGUACCCAGAGGUGACACACCAGGUGAAGGAGAUGGAGAGGGAGGCCCUGAUGGUGAGAGAGACGGUUCAAGAGGCACUGGCAUAGGAGUUGGAGGGGGUCCUACUAGUGUAGGAGGAGCAGGUGGGGUUUCAGGUAGUGGAACUGGAGUUGGACCAAGUAACGCAACUGGUGGAGUAGGAGGAACACUAAAACCACUCAAAGCUGAUGGGACUGCUGCAGGGGGUGGACCUGGUGGAGUCAGUACUGUCAUAGGAGUUAGAGGUGGUCCCACUGGUGUUGGAGCUGCAUCUGGAGGAGUUGGAGGUGGUCCUGGAGGAGCAGGGUUGGUUCCUGGAGUAGGAGCAGGAACUCUUAAACCUGGAAAAAGCUACGGUGCUGGUGGAGCUGGAGUUUUGCCAGGUGGAGGAUUACGUUAUCCAGUUGGAGCUGGAGUUGGAACAGGAAAAGCAAGCAAAGCAUAUGGAGCUCUGGGAGGCGGAGGCCAGGUUGGACCCGGCGGUUAUGGAGUUGGGCCAGGAGGUUAUGGAGCCGGACCUGGUGGAUAUGGAGCCGGACCUGGCGGAUAUGGAGCCGGACCUGGAGGAUAUGGAGCUGGACCUGGAGGCUAUGGAGGCAGAGGCAUUGGUGGUGUUGGUGGUCCUGGCGGAACUGGAACACUUGGGGUUGGAAUUGGUCCUGGAAGUGUAGGUGCAGGAGCCGGAGGUGGAGUGGGACCUGGUGGAGUCGGUGGAGGACUCGGGGGUUACGGUGGUGGUGUGGGUCCCGGUGGUUCCAGGUAUGGCACAGGUUCAGCUCUGGGUACUGGCAGUGGCAAACCACCAAAAAGUUAUGGAAUAAGGCCUGAUGGUACGCGGGUAGGACCUAGUGGCUAUGGGACUGGACCUGGUUUUGGGCCUGGUGCUGGUAGUUAUGGACCUGGUAGCUCUGUACCAGGUGGUUAUGGACCAGGUGGUGUUGGCACAGGACCAGGUGGUUAUGGACCAGGUGGUGUUGGCACCGGACCAGGUGGUGUUGGCACAGGACCAGGUGGUUAUGGACCAGGUGGUGUUGGCACCGGACCAGGUGGUGUUGGCACAGGACCAGGUGGUGUUGGCACAGGACCAGGUGGUUAUGGACCAGGUGGUGUUGGCACAGGACCAGGUGGUUAUGGACCAGGUGGUGUUGGCACUGGACCAGGUGGUGUUGGCACAGGACCAGGCAGCUAUGGAGCUGGUGGAUCAGGGGGCAUUCCUGGUGUAUAUACUGCUGGAGGUCAAGGACUAGGAAAGGCAAGAAAACCAUCCAAAUCAGGAACUUUACUUGGUGGAACAGGCACUGGACCUGGCAGGUAUGGGCCUGGUGGUUUUGGGCCUGGAGGCACAGGCACAGGAACAGGUGGCUUCGGACCAGGAGGUACUGGCACAGGAGGCUACGGACCAGGCGGCACCGGCACAGGAACAGGUUUCAGACCAGGUGGCACAGGAACAGGAGGUGCCGGCGCAGGAACAGGUUUCGGACCAGGUGGCACAGGAACAGGUUUCGGACCAGGAGGCGCCGGCACAGGAACAGGAUUCGGACCAGGAGGCGCCGGCACAGGAACUGGUUUCGGACCAGGAGGCGUCGGCACAGGAACAGGUUUCGGACCAGGAGGCGCUGGCACAGGAACAGGAUUCGGACCAGGAGGCGCCGGCACAGGAACUGGUUUCGGACCAGGAGGCGCUGGCACAGGAACAGGUUUCGGACCAGGAGGAGCCAGCACAGGAACAGGUUUCGGACCAGGAGGCGCCGGCAUAGGAACAGGUUUCGGACCAGGAGGUGCCGGCACAGGAACAGGGGGGCAAGGAUUAGGAAAAAGAAAACCUGCUAAAUCUGGUUAUGGAGGAGCAGGGUAUGGUACAGCAGGGGUAUUAGGAGGAGGUGCAGGAGUGGGCCCUGGUGGAACUGGAACAGGCCCCUAUGGUUACGGGCCAGGGGGUGCUGGACCUGGUGGUGCUGGAACUGGUGGUUACGGACCUGGUAGAGCUGGACCUGGUGGUUACGGACCCGGUGGGGCCGGAAUUGGUGGUUACGGACCCGGUGGGGCCGGAACUGGUGGUUACGGACCCGGUGGUUAUGGACCUGGUGGUGCUGGACCUGGUGGUUAUGGACCUGGUGGUGCUGGACCUGGUGGUUAUGGCCCAGUUAGCACUGGAACUGGGCAGGGGGGGGUUGGAUUUGGGCCCAGUGGACAAGCAAUUGGGUCAAGGAAACCUUCUAAAUCUGGUUAUGGCUCACAGUUGGGUGGAUCCAGCUACGGACCAGGUGUUGGAGGAGGAAGGAUUCCUAGUGCAGGGACAGGCAGUGUCGCUGGAGGCGGCACAGGCAUCGGAGGAGCUGGAGGACCUGCAGGAGCAGGUCAGGGAGCAGGAGGAGUCGGCAGCGUACCAGCAGGGGGAGUCGGCCCCGGCUAUGUUGGGGGAGCUGGUGGAGGAUAUUCAGGAUAUACAGGGGCCGGGCAAAAAUCCAAAGCACAGAAGGCGGCCAAAUAUGCAGCCAUGCAGGCCUUACUAGGAUCUAGCGGCUACAGAGGUGCCAGCUGUCAGGGCAGCUACUGUGGCCGGAGGAGGAAGUGAGAGACCAGCAGACAGGAAGUGACCUCAUUAAAAAAACAACAGUGGUGCUACUGCAUGAUCCCAGAUUGUAAAUGUCUAACCUGCCAUAGAAGCCAAAAGCUUCAAUACACUACACUUUACCUUUCAUUUUGCUUUAGAACGUAGGCAAGUCUUUUUUUUAUUUUUAUUUUUUAUUUCAAGUACAGCAGUUCUCAGCCCGUGAGAGUCAGGGAUACUGACGGACAAGGCACGAGGUGAAAUGAAAUGAAGAAAAUGUUUAUUUGUAGUGUUCAUAGGAUCAAAAAUAUUCACAAUUUUACAAGAAUAAGGUUUUUUUACCGUAAAUAAAUAAAUCACCUCAUGACUCUCUAGGCAUCCUGACUAGCAGGCUGAGAACCACUGAGGUAAAUACAAACAAAGACUUUGAUUUUAAUUUUAUGACCAAGAUGUGCUAUAAUACAGUUUUUUCUUAUUGCUGUUGCGUUGAACAUCAUUGGUGUUCCCGAGUCACCCUAAAUCCUCUGGAUGAAGAACAAGGACUCCCUCAGGGAAGCUCCUUUCAGAGUGUUUUUUUUUUUGUUUUCUUUAGGGUCUGAAAAGAGUGUUUCAUGAAUUUCGCCGUUUAUGAAACUUGUCAUUCAAGACAAAAACAGGUGGCUGCUAUUUUUGCGCUGGUCUCAGCAGAAUCACCAGGUCGCGGAGGCCGCAGGUUCUUCGUGUGUGUGAAAUUCACACACACACACACACACACGCCCUUCACAACACUGAAAGCACUGUUUUAUAGCUACAAAAACAUACACAUUUUUACAUGAUUGAAUGGACGUGUUUCCGUCAUAUUCCGAUGUGGCUUAGAUAAGAUAUUUUUAAAGAUCUAAGGAGCUUUGAUUACUGCGUCCUCUUUUAUUACUUUCUUUAACACUGUUGGAAAUUGUUCACGUUUACAAGUUAUUUUAAAUUAUGCUGACGAGGAAAAAAAAGCAGAAAGCGGCUACGCUCUUUUCCUUAUUUAGUCGUAUUUUACAAAUUCAAAUAAGUGCAUAGUUGAACGUUCUAGUUAAUUUGUGUGUCGUGUUCAUGAUAAAUACAAUUGCCUUGUUGUCUACGUUGUCAUUGGAUGUGUGCUGAAUUACACUGUACUUUCUAUUAUAGUUCAGAUAAAACAGUGUAAGUGACUCUUCUGUAGCUUAACAUGUGUUUUAAUAUCUGUGUUGUUGUUUUUUUGUGUUCAUGUGGCCUAUGAAAGAAAAUGGUGCACCUUUGUACACUUUCCGAAAAAGCUAAUAAAGGAUAAAAAAUGUUUUUAA